This is a messenger RNA of Aspergillus mulundensis, 633 nucleotides long. Its product is annotated as FAD-dependent oxidoreductase. The transcript has a single exon. The coding region runs from base 1 to 633 and encodes 210 amino acids. Gene Ontology annotation, biological process: secondary metabolite biosynthetic process. NCBI's taxonomy places the organism in Eukaryota, Fungi, Ascomycota, Eurotiomycetes, Eurotiales, Aspergillaceae. The record is from RefSeq and is a predicted model, not a curated record.
AUGCCCGAGGCUACGUCCACGAUCAAGCCCAUGCCCGACCCCUCCAACGCGGAAUCCCUCUCCAUCGCCAUAAUCGGCGCCGGCAUAACCGGCACCGUGCUCGCACUAGGCCUCACAAACCGCCCGUUCCCCAUCCCGGUUACAGUGCAAAUCUACGAGCAAAGCUCCACUUUACAUGCACCCGGCGCCGGAAUCGCCUUCACAGCCAACGCACGCAAGUGCCUCUCGCUGAUCAACAGCGCGCUGGAAGACUGUGUGACCCGCGUCGGGACCAGGAAUGGCGAGGACCCAGAGCGCCCGAAUGACUACAUGCAGUUUGUGGACGGGUAUACGUGGGACAGAACCAAGGGUGCUGGGAUCAAAGUCGGACAGGAUCUGGCGGGCAAGAAGGUGUAUCGGUUGCAUGCGGGGAGGAGGGGGUUUGAGGGGUGUCAUCGGCAGGAGUUUCUGGAGGGGGUGUUGAAGGAGCUGCGGGGUGGGGUGGUUGUGCUGGGGAAGAGGGUGGAGAGUGUCCUCCCCGACCAGGACCAGGACCAGGACCAGGGUGGAAGUCGUGACGGAGGGAAGACGCAGCUCGUGUUCAGCGACGGGAGCAGAGCAGAGGCGGACGUCGGUACGUCAGCCCUAAGUUAG